AUGGACUCGUACACAUCCUUUCGCGACGCUUCAGCUCGUUCUCCGGUUGACCGUAAUUGGAGCCGAGAUGACUCGCGUACUCGAGAUGAGCGUCCUGACCGCGGGGACUCAUUUUACCGUGGGAGAUCUCCAGGUUCGUCCUCCAUAGGCGAUUUUGCUUCCUGCCACUACUUGGUGGCAGGCUUCAGCAUAGUAAAAAUAGACAAAGCUUACAAGUCCCAAGGUCACGACCGCCGCGACCGCCGCAGGUCUCGCUCUCCAGCCACUGUCGACCGCUACGAACCCAGACCCCGACGAGAUGAUCGCGACCGUGAUGACAGACGUCGCAUGCAGUCACCACCUGCCAAUAUUGACCGAUACGUACCUGGUCAGGAUUCCGGGUCAGCUAAUCCAACCGUGAACCCCAUCCCCGACCCUGCCAAGCUCCAUUACCAAGUUGGUUUCUCCUACUUUGGAGAAUGGUGGAGAAUGAACGAGAAGAUCAAGGAGGAGAAAGAGCGAAUGCGUACUGGUCGACGCCGCGAACCGGAACGGGCUCGCGGCCCAGAAGAUCGCGAAAAGGAGAAGGCCAGGAUCCAAGCCGCAUAUGAUGCUUAUAAAGAAGAACUUCAAGCCAAGAUGGCGCGGACCUUUGUUUCUGAGCAUAAGAAAGAGCAAUGGUUCAAGGAGCGAUAUGUUCCGGAAAUUCGUGAUGAUUUCAGAGGAAAGCUGAACGAAUACCGACGCGGUGCUUACAGCCAGUGGGAGCAAGAUCUUGAAUCGGGUACCUUUGACGAAUUUUCUCUCGAGGGUCUUCCCAAGAGUGAGAGUAACGGCAGUGGCGGUGUAGUUGAAAAGGAGGAAGGAGAAGCUACAGCCACAAAUGAGAUCCUGGGUGUUGGAGAUCUGGUUCCAGUCAAUGGUGCUGACAUCCGCGACGAGAGCCAGUUCCAGCCAACUCUGUUGAUCAAGACCAUCGCCCCGCAUGUUAGCCGCCAUAACCUGGAGGCCUUUUGUAAGGAACAUCUGGGCGAGGAGGAAGGUGGCUUCAAAUGGCUUUCUUUAUCUGAUCCCAAUCCAAGUAAGCGGUACCACCGCAUUGGUUGGGUCAUGCUCCAUCCUUCAUCCGAAACAUCACUCCCCGUAGACCGCGCUGAGCCCAAGGAUGAGGAUGGCGAUGAGGCGAUAACAUCUCCUCAACCAGUAUCUACUGCCGACAAGGCUCUGGAGGCCAUCAACGGCAAGACUGUAAAAGAUGAGGUCAGGGGAGACUUUGUUUGUCACGUUGGAGUCCACAACCCACCUGUCCAUCCCCGAAAGAAGGCCCUGUGGGAUCUCUUCUCCGCUCCUGAGCGCAUCGACAAGGACCUUUUGCUUGUUCAGCGAAUUGUCAACAAGUUUGAGGAAGAAUUCGGAUCCGAUUUCCAAGCCACUCUGAAAAUUGAAGAAAAGGUCGAGGACCUGAAAAAUGCGGGUCAGCUUCAACCGGCUAUGGUUCCAACCCCUGUCAAGAAAGUCAAGAAGGUCAGAGAAGUGGGCAUGGACGAAGCUAUGGACGAGGAAGAAGACGGCGUCAUUGAAAUUGAGGAAGAAGAGGAAGAGGAGGAGGGGGCCGUAGAAGAUGAAGAAGUUGAUGACGAGGAUCUUUUGGUCAAGAAGAAGCAACUUGAUCUUCUGAUUGAAUAUCUGCGCCGCGUCUUCAACUUCUGCUUCUUUUGUGUUUUCGAAAGUGAUUCAGUUCACGAACUUACACGAAAAUGCCCUGGUGGCCAUUUGCGCAGACCUCGCAGCACACUUUCGUCUGCCGCGAAAGCUGUUGCUAGAGCCAGCGCCAAUGGAGAGCCAUUUCCAGGCAAGAAGAGGGGCGAAGGAGCAGAAGAGAACGAGGGUGAGCUUACUGAAGGUGAAAAAAGGUUUCGAAACGCCUCAAACAAGACGGAGCAGCAACUGCUUCGAGCGUUUAACUGGGUUAAAACUUUCGAAGAUAAGCUUACCCAAAUUCUGGAUCCUCAAUCUGUCGAUAUUCGAAAGCUGGGUGGCCGACCUGCUGAUGAGGCUGUCGAUGAAGAGCUUCUUAAACAUGUGAAGCAAGAGGAUGAACACAAAUGGCGAUGCAAAGCUCCCGAGUGCUCCAAGUUGUUCAAGGAAGAGCAUUUUUGGCGCAAACACGUCGAGAAGCGCCACGGCGAUUGGCUUGAUAACCUGAGGCAAGAGUUUGAACUCAUAAACUCAUAUGUGAUGGACCCCUCUCACAUUGCACCCUCAAGAACCGACGCAAACUCAAAUGGUCACUUCCCGCCUUCCAAUGGCCAAUCCAGCAGUGGAACACCACGAGGCUUCAACCUGCAGAACUUUACCAUGAACGGUAUGAUGGGAGGAGGUGUGCCUGGCUUCCCCAUGGCCCCAGGCAACUUCUCGCCCAUGUUUGCAAACAUGCAGUCCGGAAGUUGGAAUCCUAUGGACGAACGCUCUGGUGGAGGACCUAUCCGUCGUGGAGGAAUGGGUGGUGGACGAGGCCAAUACCGUUCUGGACCUUAUGAUCGCCGAGGCGGCAACCGUUUUGACGGUGGUCGUAACCGCAAUGGCGGGUCACGCUGGGGCGACGGCGCUGGAGGUGCUGCAGGCGGGCCUCGAGAGGCAGUCCAGGGCCGAAGCCUCAAGAGUUACGAGGAUUUGGACCAGGUUUCGGGUGGUGGAAGUGGUGAGCUCAAUUACUAA
This is a messenger RNA of Fusarium tjaetaba, 2697 nucleotides long. RefSeq names its product arsenite resistance protein. Bases 1 to 2697 code for a protein of 898 amino acids. The record is from RefSeq and is a predicted model, not a curated record. The transcript has 2 exons. Gene Ontology annotation, cellular component: kinetochore. NCBI's taxonomy places the organism in Eukaryota, Fungi, Ascomycota, Sordariomycetes, Hypocreales, Nectriaceae.